GUACUGUAUUAGAAUGAAGUAAGGAAGGUCGACCGCUUGAAGAAGACGACAUCAAAAGAAAAAUCAAGGCCGCGAGUGCGGAAGCGAUGAUGAAAUUAUUUCUCACCUCUUCUCCGCGAUAAGAAAGGAGCUGAAGGAAAUCCCUAUAUCUUCUUCGAUCUUCGGUAUUUUUGCGUUAUUCAUCAUCCACCUGUCGUGUUGACGAUUACGUCUAAGAUAUCGAUGAAUUAUUCUUCAAAUGAGAACGUGUUAUCUGCCUUUUAAGUCUUUCUGGAAAUAAGUCGUCUGACAAAAAAACGGCGUGUAUAAACUUGAAUUAAUGCCAGUGAAGAAACUUUGUUCCAUGCAGCAAAAGCUUUUUUGAAAAAUUACUGAAAGGACUGAGAUUCAAGCGACAGAAAACUCUUGACGAAAGAGGUUAGGCUUUGUUCAGUCAAGUUGACGUCGCGAGAAUUGACAACGCUGGCGAUAUAGGCUUCAAAGUAGUUCAGCAGGAAGUAACGUUCUACAAUUGACACAACUGAAAAAAGAGUUCAGAAAGAGUCAGUUAUCUCUUGGCAUUUUAAACCAUCCUCCACCAUGGCUUACAAGCAUAUUCCUUUGUAUUUUCUAAUUGCAACGUUGGGUUUUGUUGGGCUGUUUAUCUUAUGCUGUAUCGCUAAUAUCUUGUGCCCGUAUGAAAAAAUACGCCAAGCCUUUGUCUUGUGCUGGGGAUACGAGAACCACGAAAGACAAAAGAAUAUGAAACAACGAAGGAAACUAAUAGAGGAAGAUGAAGAGGGGGGAGAAGAAACAUUCUACCUUAAAUACACAAGAACGCAUCUUAUCUAAUGACUUAAUUUUUAUGAAUAUUAAACUGGCUCAUAAACACACUUUGCCAUACUGGUACAUGUACAGGAGUUAUAAAGAUUUUGUUUCAAGAAAUUGUCAAAUUGCAUCGUGAGCUAAUUGACUGGUAAUUUCUUUGUCGAGGAUGCCGAGCAAACCGGCAGAAAAUUUAAAAUCGCCAUAAACUUUCAUAUCAUCAUGAUAAACUGGCUGUUAUCAGGUACGUUGUAGUAACACUUUAGUCUGAAUUUCACUGCGUUCAGUUGAACGAGACAUGAUAGCGAGUUCGUGAUCGGUUCUCGACGUUCAGAACCAGUAAUUAAUGAUCGUGAAUUACGUACAGCCUAUGGAAUUUAACGGCAAGAAAACUAUUAUUAUAAUCAGCAUGGAGUUGUUACUGAUCAUGAAAAAACCUGCUACCGUGAAUGAUCAAAAACACGCAAAGUACAUUAGUUAUGACUGCAUCAGUCAAGUGCAACUUAACGAGGAGGAAGUGCAAGUCAACGAGGAUCAAUCUCAGCAACCCUAUUAUAAGUAUUAAAGGAGAAUAACAGUUACUUUCGAGUGGUUACAACAAAACCAGCUGCCGUGAAAUAAAACUGAGGAGGUAUGACGAGAGACACGGAAGCUAAGAAUGGCCACGUGGAAGUUAUUAAGGUGUCCAUGACUGAAGAAAUUUACGGGGACAAUAUUAACAGCUUACUGCAUUGGUUUUGCGCAAUUCACGAAACAGUGUAUGUACUCCUUUAAAAAUGGCCUAUAGGUCCUAUAUCUACAUAUGAGUUGGAUAUGAGUGAGGUCAAUUAGUAUAGAUUACUAAAGAAAGAAAGACCAUAUGUAAGACAACAUCACCUGUCACUAGGAAAAGGCAAAUCCAUUUCUGGUUAGUUUUCUAUAGAGCCCAUCAAUCAUCCCUUUUUUGUACUUUAUUGGUAGCUUAUGUCCUUAUUUUAAAACAUCAACUAUGUACAUCAUGCGCGCAUUGCAUCGUUGUGUAGAGAUCAUGAUAAUAUGCACAACUGGUUAUUUCAAUCCGUACCAAAGAUUUUUCAAUUAAGAAAAGCCGGAUUAAUUGAUUUUUGUUAAAUUUACUUUCAAAGAAAUGUAACAUUGAAAAAGGCUUGAGAAAAUUUCAUAGUGAAAUUGCAGAAGCUUUGAAUACUGUCUAAUUAUCUCGUUAUGGGAUACCUGUUUCUUUUAAUGAUUAUGACAUCAUUCUAGCCUCACUUCCAUUUUAGCGUUGCCAUGGAGAUUUUGACAGAGCCCAAAAAAUUUCGAGAGUUUGAGACGUGCUGACCGAUUGCUGUUAAAAAAAGAUCUUAAAAGCUUUUAUCUGUAUUAAAAUAUUGAAAACCUCUGCUCAUUCCAAGGUCACAAAGGGCAGCCAAACAGGAAUUGUCAGUAUGAAACUCGGAUGAGAGGCUGUAGGUUCUCAAACCAAGAAGCAUGCUAGCGCCAGCUGAUGUCGUGGCCGAGGCGAGAGAACAUAGUGUUAAUCUGUGCUCUAUAGGGACAGUAACACAGUUAUGCGCCCAGGUGCCAGCCGAAACAAGAGACUCAAAUUGCAAAGGAAGAAUGAAAAGUCUUCUUCUUUUGAUUGGAUUUAUGUGCAUUGUCAGUUGCUUCGUAUUUGCUUCCAUGGGCUACAUCGAACUCAAGAGUUGUCCUCCUGGUUCAAAAGAACCCGAUACUAAUAAUUGCAAAGAAGACUCGAGCCAGUUUAAACUGGCGCAGAAUUAUAGACUAUCUGCGGCUCUCCUUUUCAUUUUAGGCAUCUGUAUUAUCGUAGUAUUUAUAUGGAUGGUGAAAAAGGAUAAUCGUGGGCAACAGUAUGUUGUUAGGACGGACGUUGUCGUGUCCGAUGUGACAGAAGAAGGCUUGCUAAAAACACCAGCUCCUGAACUACCCCAUCCUCGCUCUCAACUCCAUCGUAUAGUAUACGAGGAAAUAUCCGAAUCAAGUCAAAACGAUUUGCCACACUACGAAUCUGCUUUAAAACUGAAUAAAGAAACAAAUCAGAGAAGACCUAGCGUUACAUGUUCGUGCGAAAUGCUCAGCCUUAAGGGUGUUGUUAUGGAAAGUGUAAGCGUUCAGGUUGACGAGGACGAUAUAAACCCUCCACCUUCGUAUUCUCAGGCUUUAUUACAUGAAGUAGAUGAAGGACAAGAAAACUUAGAAGAACGAGAAAACUUAGAAGGGCAAAAUCACGAAGAACUAGAUAAUGGAUGAGUAAAAAAAAGUCACGUUGACAAUGGGAUAAAAGAAUAAGCGAAUGGCGUGCGAUCACGCUGCUGAUCACGUGAUAAUGUCACCUCACCGCGUGGCAGCUCAAGGUCUGGGUUAUGGAAUAACAUUAUUCAUGAAAGAAUGUUUUAACCUAGGAUCGAAUAACAUCGUCUGACACAUUUGAAAAACAGAUCAAGUAUUUGAUGGUUUCAUUUGUGGCACGACAGAAAUUUAAAGAAAUCAUGAAGGAGAAAAGUGGUGUUACUUGGAUAGAAAAAGAAGGAAUCAAAACUCUGUAUUGUUAAUACAGCAUAAUUCAAGCCAUUAAAUCAAAACAAAAAAACUUAAUUAGCUAUUGAUUAUGGCCAAUAUUUACUAAUGGUUAUUAAGGCCAUGACUUUCUACGCACGUACUGUAGAAUAAGGUUUGCCAUCUUUGAAUUUUUCUUUACUUUCUAAGCUACUACCGAAUAUAUCAAAAGCUGUCUUCAGUUGAUAUGGAAAUAAUUUCUUUAUAAGGAUCCUUUUAGAAGACAAAACAAACCCCACAAGCAUCAACAGAAAAUAAUAUUGAAUCAAAGCCAACUGAGCUCUCUAAAAAAAAUUUUUUUAACUUUUCAGUGUAUAAUAGAAUUGAAUUUGGAAAACGUUAUUUGGCAAGUGAUGAGCUCUCUAAAAAAAUUUUUUUUUAAUUCUUCAGUGUAGAGUAGAAUUGAAUUUGGAAAUAGUUAUUUAGCACACAAAAAAAAUUAUUUAUGUGGAUAUAUAGAAAUGAUUUGAGAUUUUCUUUGAGCCCAGUUUCUUGUCGGUAUUUAUUAGUUAUGAUUUUGGAAGAGAGAGAAAAAAUAAUGUAGAAACUGGAGAAAGGGAAAAAGCUAUAUUAUGCAAUUGAAAUGUGAAAUUAACUGAAUGAAGUAUUUUUCAAUCUUUAAGUUUUACACAAGGGAAGCUUUCAAAAAGCAAUUUAAUUAAGUGUUUUAACAGAAUGCAUGAAUUGAGCUUUUCUGCUUUCAUACUAGCUAACAUCAUCUAUUGUAUCAAUGCAUUCGUGAUUUUAAUAAGCAGUUAGGGGUAUAACAGGCAUAUUUCCAGAAAAUAUAUUUCCAGUUUUAGAGUUCUGAAAAACGUUUUUAAAAGCUGCCAGAAUUGCAACAUUUGUGGUCAAAAACACACAUUGAUGUAUAUGGUUAUGACUACUGCUUUUUGAAAGUAGGAUGGAUAAAAUGAGGUAUGAUCUUUAUACAUAUUUAAGAUUUGAUUAGAACUGUGGAAAACUUUCUUGGAAAGAUAGCUUGGAAAUAAAAUUUUAAGGAGUAUAUAUAAA
Molecule: messenger RNA, 4377 nt
Organism: Actinia tenebrosa (Australian red waratah sea anemone)
Lineage: Eukaryota; Metazoa; Cnidaria; Anthozoa; Actiniaria; Actiniidae
Source: RefSeq, a predicted model, not a curated record